AUGUCGUCAGGCGCCGAUGAAGCCCCACAUCUUCAAUUCUCACCUCGCAUGUUCGCCGUUGGUGAUGAACCACUGGGAAUUAGGGUUACUCCAUAUCAUAAACCAUCUGCCAUCACCAAAAUUCUAAACGCUCUAACUGAAGAUGAAAUCGAAGCUAUCCGGAAGACCGCUUUUGGGAAACUGGUGGAAAUUUCCGAUAAACCGUCAUUCUAUGGCCGAUUUGGGAGGUUUCUUAUAUCAAGACAGUUGAAGAUCGUGAAGAAACACGAAGCCUGGUUUCUUUUUGCCGGUAAACCAGUUAGGUUCUCCAUCAGAGAAUUCGCGAUGGUGACCGGCUUCAACUGCCGGAAGUAUCCUACUCAUUCAAAGAAAAGGAGCACGAAGAUUCCAGUAAGCUAUGUUGUUACCAUGCUAAGGAGGAAAACAGCUACGGAUCCAGAAAUUAGGUUUAAGUACGCCCUGCUUGCUUUGCUCUCAGCCGUUAUAGUGCCAACGUCUCACAAUCCGCAAAUUGCUCACCAGCAUGCCGAGAAGAUUAAAUAUGUUGAUCAGUUCCUUGCGUUCCCGUGGGGGCGGGCUUCCUUUGACAUGCUUAUGAGCAGCAUAAAAGAGAGAGAUGAAGUAUCACUAUCACAGAACACCAUUGCCCUCAAAGGGUUUGUGCUAUCAUUACAGCUUGUAAUGAUUGAAGCUGUUCCUUCACUUACUGGAGUUGUUGAAGAUGGUGGUUCUUCUGCCUCCGACGGCGAUGAAUCUGAUGAUGAAGAUGGAAAGGGAAAGAAAAGUAUCAAUACUGGGCAUGCAAGUGAUAUUGAUACUGUCGCGAAGGCUCACAUUGUUUCUAUUAUCACUGCGGGAGUUGAAGAAUUUCAUCUCAAUCCCGAACUCGGAUCUUCCGAUGACGAUGAAGAUGUGCUUGUAGCCAAUUUGGUCAAGUGUUUGGAAGAUGGAUUUGCGUUUGCUAAUUCCCAUUUUACCGGUGGAGCUACCAAAGCUAACGUGAACCGAAUGCGUGAAGACGGUAAAACAGGAAAAAACCGGUCACGAAAGAACACCAAAGUGAACCUGAAAGAGCCUGUCACGGACGCCGUCAACGCUGAUUAUGUUGCAGACAUUGUAAGAAAGAGUGUCUCAGCAGAACUGUGCAAGAUGGGGGAACAAAUCAAGAAUCUCAGUGACAAUGGUAUAACGGCCGAAAAAGGGGUAGUCGAAGAAACUAAUGAUGAUGAUGCGGACGUCAAUCUCGAAUCCGAACAGAAUGCCGAUGUCCUUUCAGACAUAGACGCUCCUGCUGUGGAGACCAAUCCUCAUCUACAAGACAGUGCCGAUGGCCGUUCAGACAUAGACGAUCCUGCUGUGAAGAACAAUCCUCAUCUACAAGACAGUGCUGAUGUCCUUCCAGACACAAACGCUCCUGCUGUGGAGACCAAUCCUCAUCUACAAGACAGUCUAAGUAAUUUGUGUCAAUUUUUUAAUGAAAAUCACCCAAAAUCAAAAGAACCUACCGAUGUUGGUCAUAGUCGAGUCCCACUCGUGGCUGAAAACGAUCCCAUAUCGAAGGACAGUGGAGACACUAGUCUUGCAUUUCCUAGGCCAACAUUUUCCCUUGGCCUGACGCAGGAAGAUCCUCAACUAUCCAAAACUAGUGCACCUGACAGCGAGGACUAUGGUGAUGAACAUAUGACAGUCGAUCCACCACCCACUUCCAAUGAGAACGAUGCUCCAGCGCCGCUUUACAGGAAAAGCAAGCGUCCACGAGUUGUUCCUCGGUCACUAGUUUGUGAUUACCAGUGUGAUAAACGUAUACUGGUGCGUGCAUGGGAAGCGCAUGUAUUCGCCACUAGAAGGGUCCCCAACAUUGACUACGCUGUGAAAUUCGCUAAACUUUCAUCGAAGCUAGAGUCCCCAAUGUAA
This is a messenger RNA of Brassica napus (rape), 1914 nucleotides long. RefSeq lists its product as uncharacterized. NCBI's taxonomy places the organism in Eukaryota, Viridiplantae, Streptophyta, Magnoliopsida, Brassicales, Brassicaceae. The record is from RefSeq and is a predicted model, not a curated record. The transcript has 8 exons. Bases 1 to 1914 code for a protein of 637 amino acids.